This is a messenger RNA of Eublepharis macularius, 1553 nucleotides long. RefSeq names its product cell growth regulator with EF-hand domain 1 (gene CGREF1). Gene Ontology annotation, molecular function: calcium ion binding. NCBI's taxonomy places the organism in Eukaryota, Metazoa, Chordata, Lepidosauria, Squamata, Eublepharidae. The record is from RefSeq and is a predicted model, not a curated record. Bases 59 to 823 code for a protein of 254 amino acids. The transcript is spliced from 6 exons.
UGGCACCUCUGGCUGACUGCUGUUGGAAACGGAAUGCAAGCGAGGGUGCAACUGAAAGAUGCCUGAUAAGCAAAUCUCCAUUGCUACUCCCUUGAAUGGUGCCAGCAUGGAGAUUCUUUUAGCCACUCUGCUACUCCUUCUGCCAGUCAGCUGGGCUGCACCACAGGAUGGCAGUAAGAGGCCAGAGACCCCCAGUGAUUCAAAGGAUCAUCCCAUCCUUAACCCUCUGCAUCCAGGGAAGGAGAAUGUGAGGAUGCUCCAAGACUACUUGAAGAUGGUUGGUCAGGUUGAGAGGGACGCUGAUGCCAUGACAAGGGAACAAGCUCUCUUGCUUCUCUUUGCUCUUCACGACUAUGACAAGAGUGGGAGACUGGACGGCCUUGAAUUCAUGCGGCUACUGAGUGAGCUGGCGGCAAAACAGGCCAAAAGGCAGCCCUUACCUGACCUGGUGGUGCUGAUGGUGGACAGCAUCUUGGAGACACAGGACUUGAACAGGGAUGGGUGGCUGGAGCCUUCUGAGCUGUUUCUUGGCUCCUGGCAGGAUCAGUCCCCGGUGCUGCUUGCUGCCCCCAGUGGAGGAGAUGAGGCAGUGUUGUGGGCCUCUCCAGAGUCAGAUGGACAAAGCAUCGGGCUCUUAGACCUCCCAGAUCAGCAAGGUACAGCAGAGCCCCCAGCUGCCCCAGGGACCUUUCAGGGGCAGGGAGUUAUGGAGGCCCCUUCGCUGAGCACUGCAGCAGAAAUGCACAAAGGGGAUCCUGGGCAGGAAGCACCAUUGGACACACAGGGACAAGAGGCUGAGAUGCCUCCUGCUUCUGGAAACUGAUACAUACCCUGCUCAGAAGAAGACGAUGCCCAGUGGGUGGCUUGGGCCUAUGGACGAAGGAGCAAAACUAUCCCAGGAACUUUCUUAGAAGGGGAAGGGGCUGCAGGCAGGUGGUGAGCUGGAACUGAAAAAUCCCCACAGUCCUGCAGUCUCCAGUCCUUUCCAGCUGGCUCUGACUUGCUGCAGCUUCCUGUUGCAUCCAUUCCUCUGGAACAGAUUUCUCUCCUAGUCCUCUGCACAUUCUGCAGUUCUGGAGCUCUGCACACACAUCCUUGUUCACCUUGCUUGCUCCAGCUACCACCCAAUUCAAAAUGGCAAUGGAGAGCCAAACUAUAAGUGACAGCAGCUAUAGGAUGGACCUGUGGCUACAGCAGCCGUCAUUCUUUAAAAAUUGCCAUGGGGCCCUGAUCUAGAACAUGUACAGAGCCCCAGGAGCUCUCAGCACUGCCCCCCCAGGUAUGUUCAGGCAAUGGAAGGGCUGUUUGGGCACCUGAAAAGGGUGAGGGAGGGAACAUGGGCUCUUGGGGCUGUAAUGAAUAUGAUCCUAAUUGGGGCCCCACCACAAUUUAUAAUGAACUACAGCUGCUUUUAAAAUGGCAUUGGUGGCCACGGGAUGGGCCUGUGACUGCUGUCACUUGUAGUUUGGCCAUCAUUAAGUUCUCAGGCUAGAGCAACUUCAUGUUCUUCCUCAGCUCUUGACCCAAAUAAAGUCCACCUGGAUGGUUGAUUA